This is a messenger RNA of Durusdinium trenchii, 369 nucleotides long. The record is from the annotation of a GenBank genome assembly. NCBI's taxonomy places the organism in Eukaryota, Dinophyceae, Suessiales, Symbiodiniaceae.
AUGAUCUUUAGAUUGCUGACGAUUUUCAUGGUUCCAUUGCUGGUGACAGCAGAGAACUGCGAGCAGGAAGAAUGCUUGGCUGCCGCUGUGAAGACAGAUGGUCCUGACGAGGCCACGGAACUUUUGCAGGUGAAGGGUGAUGCAGUGUCUGAAGAGUCCGAGCAAAAGGAGAAGAAUGAUGAAGAAUGGGUGGCCUACAAUCCUUAUGGCCCCCGUGGUGGUCCUGGACAUGGUUACGUUCACCACAACCCUCCUGGCCCUCGUGGUGGCUACGGCCAUGGAACAACUGCAGUCCAUCACAACCCACCAGGUCCUCGUGGUGGCAUUGGGGGUGGCACUACUGUCUACCAUCAUCACGGCUAUCGAUGA